GCAAAUUGCCAUGUACUUCCGGUGUGUAAGAUAAAGACACACGCGGAUCUAUCGAGAAAAGAACGCGAAUUAUUAUUAAAAUAGGUAGUAAAGCAGGAGACACAAAAUAUUAGACUGCAUUGCUUUUCAAAAUGUCCAAUAACGGUGCUCCGGACUCAUGGGAAAGUCAAGCUGAAGUUGUGGGUGAAAAAGGUGCAAAUGAUUCUAAUGAAUUGUCUCCGAAAACAUUUUCCACGUUGAACGUAAAUGCCGUGGAAUUCGUGCCUUCUUUUUGUACUAAAGCCUCUCAGGAUGAAUCACCAACAAAGUCACAAAAAUCUGAAAGUAGUCCUACGAGCUCUGAUGGAAGUCCGGUCAUGAAUGGGUGCGGUGAAGGUGAUAAUGGUGACAAUGUCGCAGCCUCAGCAUCUCCACGUGUUGAAGAGCCUCCUCCUGUGCCGCCAGCCACAGCAGUGGCUCCUGUCCCUGAGGUACCACCAGACGACAGCUCGCCAACUGUUGACAGCUGGGAAAAUGAAGCUGAUAAUGCACUGCUCACAGAAGAAAACAACGAAGCAGAUGAAGAGGAAAUUGAACCACAGGAGGAUGGUGAAUUGGCAAAGAAAGUUCCUAAGAAGAAACCUCCACGGGUGGAGGACACGCGAAGCAAAAAGGAACAUGUAAAUGUUGUAUUUAUUGGACAUGUAGAUGCUGGUAAAUCUACAAUUGGUGGGCAAAUCAUGUCAUUGACUGGAAUGGUGGACAAGAGAACAUUAGAGAAAUAUGAGCGUGAGGCCCGAGAGAAAUCAAGAGAAUCAUGGUACUUGUCAUGGGCACUUGAUACUAACCAAGAAGAACGUGACAAGGGAAAAACGGUGGAAGUGGGACGGGCGUACUUUGAGACUGACAGAAAGCAUUUCACUAUCCUGGAUGCACCGGGACACAAAAGUUUUGUUCCCAACAUGAUUGGUGGUGCUGCUCAGGCCGACCUUGCUGUACUUGUAAUUUCGGCGAGGAAAGGGGAAUUCGAAACGGGAUUCGACCGAGGGGGGCAGACGAGAGAGCACGCCAUGUUGGCGAAAACGGCUGGCGUGAAGCAUUUAGUAGCACUUGUUAAUAAAAUGGAUGAUCCCACUGUCAACUGGGAAGAAAAAAGAUACAAUGAAUGCAGAGACAAAAUUAUGCCAUAUCUGAAAAAACUAGGAUUUAAUCCAGCUAAAGACUUAUCCUUCUUGCCAGUUUCUGGGCAGACUGGGCAAGGAUUGUUGGAAAGAGUCACAGAGGAAGUAUGUCCAUGGUACCGUGGUCCGUCCUUUAUACAACUCAUUGAUGAGUUGCCUUCCCUCAACAGAAAGAUGGACGGCCCAUUUAUAAUGCCAGUGGUUGACAAAUAUAAGGAUAUGGGUACAGUACUCAUGGGCAAAGUUGAGGCUGGCACUACCCGCAAGGGUAGCUUAUUAUUUUUAAUGCCGAACAGGGUUAACGUGACUGUAGAUCAACUAUGGUCUGAUGAUAUUGAAGUGACAUCAAUCGGUCCUGGUGAAAACGUGAAAGUUAAACUUAAAGGAAUUGAAGAAGAAGAUGUAUCACCUGGUUUUGUACUUUGCGAUACUAUUGAUCCCAUUACUACUGGAAGAGUAUUUGAUGCUCAAGUGGUAAUUCUGGAACACAAGUCCAUUAUUUGUGCGGGAUACUCAGCCGUUAUGCACAUACAUUGUGCUGCCGAAGAAGUCACUGUAAAGGCACUGAUAUGUCUAGUUGAUAAGAAAACCGGUGACAAGUCAAAGACGCGGCCGCGCUUUGUAAAGCAGGACCAAGUGGCCAUCAUGAGGAUAGAGUGUGCCGGUAUCAUAUGUCUUGAGCCUUUUAAGAAAUUUGCGCAGAUGGGCAGGUUCACAUUAAGAGAUGAAAAUAAAACAAUUGCAAUCGGCAAAGUUCUCAAAGUGGUUGAAUAAAUUUGGCACUACAAUUUGUAAUUUAGCUAGGUUAGGCUUUCAAUAUCUUAUAUAUCAGAGAAUGCAACUAUAUAAUAUGUAAUCCUCAACUUUGGGAUCCAUAUGAGAGCAUACCAGAUUUCGGAUUAAUAGAAAAGCUAGUUUCACACAAAUCAUUCAUAUCCGCUGCCGUACAACAUUAACACCAAAAUUUCUCAAAAAAAAUGUACCCCAUCAACUAUUCAUUUUAUAGCUAACCCCUUAAAGCUUAAGGAUAGUUGGUGAAAAUGAUUACUUGAGCAACAUUAAAUUCUGUUCCUAUUUGGGCCAUGGAUAUUUAUAUAUAUUUAUGAUUAAUGUUGAUAUUACAGUGUUGAAUGUUUGGUAGAUUAUUUAAAAUAUUGGAUAAGCUGAUAUUUGACAUUUAUAUUUAUACCUGAAACAUCGAAAAUUGGUUUCAUAAAAAUGUGAACAGAAGUUAAAAGUUGCUAAAAUCUCAAGUAAAUUAAUAACAGUGUUUGAUGGAUGUUUUUACGCUUUGUUCCAUAAUGGUUGGUGUGCCACCAUUAGCUAUUUCUUAAUUGAAAUUGAUCAGAAAUAUCUAAUUGUCGCAUUAUCUGACCUGUAAUGUAAACAAAGAGUGGAAUUCUUCAUUAGUAUAGUUUGUAUGGAACAAUUUUACUGACAUUUACACAUAAAACCUGCAAAUUAGUGCGCUUUAAUAACACCAACUAAAUAAAUACGAAUUGUUAAAUCUAUUCCAUAUAUGUGGUGUUCCGUUUUCUACAGUUUAACGUGAUAGCGUUCUAAGUGCUCUUAUUUCAUGUGUACCCGCAGAGUAUAAAGCAGAAGUUGAUAUUUUUAUACGUCAAAGUCCGAUAUGAAAGCCGAUGUGGGUUUGUAAAGUAAGGAUGUGUAUAUUAUUGUAAUGUCGUUCUCUUAAAAUUAUGAUAGUUUAAUUUGAUUCUUCGCUACAUGAAAUAAUAAGAGCACGCAGAAUUACUCGAGAUGUGGUACUGCGGAUGUACAAUGGCUUACUAGUGUUAUAAAGCAGUUUGACACAUUCUUAAACAUUGUUUGCUUUUGCUUUGUCAGAUAUCAUUUGCUGAAAAUAAAUAUAAUUUUAGGACAUUUUAUUUUUCAUCAGAAGUGUUUGUUGAGUUAUCUGUUAUGAUAAUUUUAUGCUUACCUCUCACUCCCAAUUCAGAGUUUGAGUAUCAAAUUUAAUUUUCAAAAGCGUCAAAGGUUUAAUGAAAUAUCUAGUGUGUGAUUUACAUAUAAAUAAAGAUAUCAUAUUUGUAUAACUUUUCAAUUCUUUUUGCAACACUUUGCAUGUAUAAAAUUAAAUAUAAUGGUUUGUAUAUUUUAUAUACACAUUACUAGUAGGAAUAUGCAAUAAAUAUUUUGUUUCGGUAAUACGUCAUAGUUAUUAAAAUUUAAUAAUUUAUUAAUUGCAAUGUAUUUCUUUAGUAUUUUAUAAUUUCCAUUAUCAGAGUUACAUCCUUAACCCACUACACCUGGUUAACUAAUCUCUCAGGUGUUUUCCACAUUAAAAUUACUUCCUAAAGUAUUAAUGUAGGUACAAAUACAAGAGUACUUAUUUUAAAAUGAUUUGGGAGAUGAGUCUUUGUGUCGGUUUGACCUUCCAGUUGUUGAAUAUAUAUUUUCUUUUUUAAUGUUCAGCUUUUUUAACAUAAUCAAUUUUAUUUAGGGCGAUGUAUAAUAAUUAUCGGUAUUUUAUGUAUGUUAGUGGUAAUAAUCGUGGUGGCGAAUGUAAGCAUUCUGGGGCCUGAAAAGGUCGGGCGACAGAGACCUGCAUAGAGAAGUAUAUGGGGCGCCAAUAGUGCCUUUAUCUUAUUGGGUGCCACGUUCGCCGCACGACUCUGCACGAGCAUUUGCAUACUUAUAAUAUUUUGUUUAAAUUUAAUAAAAUUUUAUUAAAACUGCUCCAA
This is a messenger RNA of Pieris rapae (cabbage white), 3865 nucleotides long. RefSeq names its product eukaryotic peptide chain release factor GTP-binding subunit ERF3A (gene eRF3). Gene Ontology annotation, cellular component: translation release factor complex. Gene Ontology annotation, biological process: translation. Lineage: Eukaryota; Metazoa; Arthropoda; Insecta; Lepidoptera; Pieridae. The transcript is spliced from 12 exons. The coding region runs from base 132 to 1934 and encodes 600 amino acids. The record is from RefSeq and is a predicted model, not a curated record. Gene Ontology annotation, molecular function: translation release factor activity; GTP binding; GTPase activity.